Messenger RNA from Camellia sinensis, 2189 nucleotides. Its product is annotated as phosphoinositide phospholipase C 2. Gene Ontology annotation, cellular component: plasma membrane. The record is from RefSeq and is a predicted model, not a curated record. Gene Ontology annotation, molecular function: phosphatidylinositol-4,5-bisphosphate phospholipase C activity. Lineage: Eukaryota; Viridiplantae; Streptophyta; Magnoliopsida; Ericales; Theaceae. Gene Ontology annotation, biological process: phosphatidylinositol-mediated signaling; release of sequestered calcium ion into cytosol; lipid metabolic process.
CUAGCCAACACCACCAUAACUAGCCAUGUCUCGUCUUCUUCUCUUUUUAAAAAAGUCUCAACGUAGAAACACUCAUCUUUUAUCACACUCACACUCACACUCACACUCACACUCACUCUCUCUCUAACAUGUCGAAGCAAACAUACAGAGUGUGCUUCUGUUUCACGCGAAGGUUCAAGCUGACAGUAGCCGAAGCGCCAGCGGAGAUCAGAGACCUCUUCGACCGUUACUCCGAAAAUGGAAUCAUGACCGUCGAUCACCUUCACAGGUUCUUGAUGGAGGCUGAGGGAGAAGAUAAAGCCACAAAAGAACACGCAGAGUCGAUCAUGGAGUCUCUCAAUGAACUCAAACACCUCAAUAUCUUCCAUCGCAAAGGUCUCCAUCUCGAAGCCUUCUUUCACUACCUCUUCAGCGACUCUAAUCCUCCUCUCUCUCCUUCUCCUAAGGUGCACCAUGAUAUGACUGCGCCCUUGUCCCAUUAUUUCAUAUUUACGGGACAUAAUUCCUACCUAACGGGAAAUCAGCUCAGCAGCGACUGUAGCGAUGUGCCCAUCAUAGAAGCUUUGCAGAGAGGUGUAAGAGUAAUUGAACUUGAUAUGUGGCCGAAUUCCACCAAAGAUAAUAUUGAUAUUCUUCAUGGAAGGACACUUACUAACCCAGUGGAACUCAUCAAGUGCUUGAGAUCUAUCAGGGAAUAUGCCUUUGUUGCAUCUGAAUAUCCUCUCAUAAUAACUCUAGAAGACCAUCUUACACCGAAUCUUCAGGCUAAAGUUGCCGAGAUGGUCACUCAAACAUUUGGAGAUAUACUGUUUUCCCCUGGGUCAGAAUGCUUAUUGGAAUUCCCUUCACCGGAAUCAUUGAAGAAACGAAUUAUUAUCUCAACUAAACCACCAAAAGAAUAUCUUGAAAGUAAGAGUAGUGUUAAGGAGAACAGCAAUGAUUCAAAGAACAACAAUGAUUCAAAGAAGUCAAAGGAUUCGUCUGAGGAAGGAGCUUGGGGAGAGGAAGUUCUUGAGUUCAAAGAUAAAGUUGAAGACUUUGAUAAGAAUGACACAGAGGAUGCAGAGUGUCCAGAUGAAGAAUGUGUUGAUGACGGGGAUCACAAGUUGCAGCAGAAUACUGCACCAGAAUAUAAGCGUUUGAUUACUAUUCAUGCUGGCAAGGCGAAAGGCGAGAUUAAAGAAUGGCUAAGAGUGGAUACUGAUAAGGUUAGACGUAUUAGCUUAAAUGAACAAAAGCUGGAAAAGACUGUCAACACUAAUGGAACAGAUAUUGUCAGGUUUACCCAGAGAAAUAUAUUGAGGGUAUAUCCAAAAGGUACGCGGUUUGAUUCAUCAAAUUACAAUCCAUUAAUUGGGUGGACGCAUGGAGCUCAGAUGGUCGCAUUUAAUAUGCAGGGUCAUGGCAGGUCACUUUGGUUGAUGCAAGGAUUGUUCCGAGGCAAUGGUGGGUGUGGAUAUGUGAAAAAACCAGAUAUUUUACUGAAAGUUGGUCCUGAUGAUGAGGUAUUUGAUCCUAAAAAGAAAUUACCAGUGAAGAAAACUCUUAAGGUGAAAAUAUAUAUGGGUCAAGGCUGGUAUUUGGAUUUCCAUCGCACACACUUUGACUUAUAUUCCCCACCUGACUUCUAUGUAAAGGUUGGAAUUGCUGGAGUGCCAGCUGAUUCAGGUAUGAAGAAAACAAAGGCGAUUGAAGAUAAUUGGAUACCAACAUGGGAAGAGGAGUUUGAAUUUCCAUUGACGGUUCCAGAGCUGGCUUUGCUUCGGAUUGAAGUUCAUGAGUAUGACAUGUCUGACCAGGAUGAUUUUGGAGGCCAAACAUGCCUUCCUGUUUCAGAGUUGCGAACAGGGAUUCGAGCUGUACCACUCUAUAACCAGAAGGGAGAAAAGUACAGGUCUGUGAAGCUACUCGUGCGUUUUGAAUUCGUCUGAUGUUUCUCUGCCUGUAAAAAAUCAUCUCUUGUUCAGCUCCAUCUUUGGUUUGUAUCUAUUCAGUUGUUUUCUACAUCACCUAAUUGUUGCUGCUGCAACAAUUUGUCGAGAAAUUCAUAAAACUAUCAUUGUUGUCUGAUCUUUAGCACCUUUCAUCUUGUGCAAGUAGUUAAUGUUUACUGUACAAAAAGCUGAACCUUGGGAUACUGGUGUUAUGCUUGAAUUUUUACAUUUUAUCAUCUUUGCUGUUGCAACUUG